CCUAUUCGACAGACACUCAUGCAGCAGGUCAUCUUCGCUUGGUUAUGUUGAUGGGCCUAGUUCGUGUGGAGGGAAAGUUUUGAUGGACGCGUUGGAGGCCGACUUGAAUAACAGACGGAUAUUCCUUAAAGGGUGUAAUUUUUUGGAUAGCAAAGAGUUGGGACAACAGACACACAAGCGGUUACCCGUACACUUUAACACCAAACGCCAUGCCUGCCUCUAACGAGAAUACACCGAGACGCUCUUCGGCAUCUCAGCCCUCGCGACCGGUCCCUUCGAGACUGCAGAAUGUGCGGGUUGGAAUAAACCAGCUAUUUACAGGACGGUCAAUGGUUGGGCAACCCAGAAGUCAGUCGCCUGAAAGUCCAAAGACACCGCGGUUGGCACUUGGCCUUCAGAAUCUGCCCUCGACAAGAAUCAAUAUUCCCUAUCUCAAUCGAACCUCUUCGACGAGCUCCGACAGAAGCACUCGACCUAAUACCACUGUCCCACGGACUACUCGAAAUCCAUUGACUCCGUUCGGCUCUCGCCCUAUACCUCCUAGAGGCCUACAACAAGAAACUCGAGACUCUCCCGACACGACCAUUCCGCCCCCAGUCCGCCGCUCUUCUGGGCGAAGGUUUGUCGGUGUGGAUCCAGCGGAAUUACAUUUGGCUGAAUUAGCACAAGUUGGAAGACGGAGACGGAGACAAAAAUCAAGAGCUAGACAUAGACAUGUGGAACGAAGAUGUGGCCCAAAAAUAAAGAACAGAAAGAUCCGGCAAAAGAUUCUGAGCUGCUUCGUCUCAGGAAUUUUCCUCACUCUUGUGUUGACCGUCUACCUUGCGUUGGCCCUCUCAAACCGAAAUGAGAGUCAGGAAUUCCACGUUCUCUUGAUUCUCAUCAUUUUGGUAACCACCAUCUUUUUCUGCCAUGCUUUGAUUCGACUCUGCAUGAUGAUCAUGCACCCUCCAUCCGACGAUGACAUGGAGAACCAAAUUCUCCCCUCAAUGAUUGGCCCUGGAGGUUAUGCAAAUCCUGUUAUGCCAAUUCGAGUUGCACUAGCCCGUGAUGAGGAAGCCGCUGGGAUUGAGAGCGAUGCGACAAAACUCCCACCUCCGGCUUAUGGGCUUUGGAGAGAAUCUGUCAGAGUGGAUCCAAACCGCAUCUUCUGGCAACGAAAUGAGGAGGCUGCACUUGGACGCCAAGAUGCUACGAGCCGGUCUGAAGGACGCCCUUCGACCGCUCACAGACCACCGUCGUAUAUCUCAGAAGAUGGUGUAGAUUAUGUGAUUGAGGCGGCACCUCGAUCGAUUGCUCCAACCACCGACGUGCCUUUGCCACCACACCCGUCAGAAAGGGGACGGGUGUGGCCCAUGCUAUAGCUCUUCCCAAAUUAUCCCUGUAUCUAUAUAUACCCGUAUCCGAUGUCGAGUAGUUUUUAGCGAGCGUACUGUAUUAAUUGAUU
Hyaloscypha bicolor E is the source of this 1447-nucleotide messenger RNA. RefSeq lists its product as uncharacterized. The transcript is spliced from 3 exons. Lineage: Eukaryota; Fungi; Ascomycota; Leotiomycetes; Helotiales; Hyaloscyphaceae. The record is from RefSeq and is a predicted model, not a curated record. The coding region runs from base 210 to 1364 and encodes 384 amino acids.